Messenger RNA from Effrenium voratum, 792 nucleotides. The record is from the annotation of a GenBank genome assembly. Lineage: Eukaryota; Dinophyceae; Suessiales; Symbiodiniaceae.
AUGGCUUUGGAGGCUGCGGUGGUUGUGGUUGCGGCGGUUGUGGCUGCGGUGGCUGCGGCUGUGGUUGCGGUACCGGCUGUGGCUGUGGUUGCGGUGGCAGCUGUGGCAGCUGCGGUCCAUGCGGUGGUGGAUGUGGAGGCUGUGGAGGUUGCGGAGGUUGCGGAGGUUGUGGAGGCUGUGGGGGUUGUGGGUGUUGCAGUGGCUGUGGCGGUUGCAGCGGCUGUAGCGGCUGCAGCUGCGGUUGUGGCGGCUGUGGUCCCAGCUGCAGCGGCUGCGGCGGUUGUGGCAAAGGAUGCGGAGGGUGUAGUGGAUGCGGCUGUGGCAGCUGUGGAUGUGGCUGCGGAUCCUGUGGAUGCGGGGGCUGCGGAGGCUGCGGAAGUUGUGGCUGCGGCUGUGGACCUCCAUGUGGCUGCGGUGGUUGCGGACCUCGCGGCUGUGGUCCCUGUGGUCCCUGUGGACCCUGUGGGCCGUGCGGUGGCUGCGGCUGCGGACCCUGCAGUGGACCCUGCGGAAGUUGCGGGGGCUGUGGCCCGUGCGGCUGUGGGCCUGGAGGCUGUGGGCCUGGAGGCUGUGGGCCUGGCUGCGGAUGUGGCUGUGGGCCCGGAGGUUGUGGGCCCGGUGGCUGCGGAUGUGGCUGCGGUUGCAGUGGUUGCGGCUGUGGCUGUGGUUCCACUUGUGGUGGGUGUGGCCCUGGCUGUGGCGGCUGCUGCGGAGGCUGCGGCUGUGGCUGUAAAGGUGGCUGUGGCUGUCCGGGCCAGGGAAUGGGGAUGUGUGGCGGCAUGGGCGGCAUGA